This is a messenger RNA of Trypanosoma conorhini, 4881 nucleotides long. Its product is annotated as putative protein kinase, putative,serine/threonine-protein kinase Nek1. Gene Ontology annotation, biological process: protein phosphorylation. Bases 1 to 4881 code for a protein of 1626 amino acids. The record is from RefSeq and is a predicted model, not a curated record. Lineage: Eukaryota; Euglenozoa; Kinetoplastea; Trypanosomatida; Trypanosomatidae. Gene Ontology annotation, molecular function: ATP binding; protein kinase activity. The transcript has a single exon.
AUGGAGCGGUACACGAAAAUACGUGUGCUGGGGAAGGGCAGCUUUGGUAGUGCCAUUCUCAUCAAACGGCGCAGCGACAAUGCGCUUCUCGUCAUUAAAGAGGUAUUUUUGGGCAAAAUGAGCAAAAAGGAACGCGAGGAGGCACGCCACGAGUGUUACGUGCUGCAGAAGCUGAGUCACCCAAACAUCGUACGCUACGUGGAGCACUUUGAGAACCGCAAUAACCUGUACAUUGUGAUGGAGUACUGCGAUGGGGGUGACCUUCACGGCAAACUUAAAAUGGGGCCAAUGAAGGAAAGUAUCAUCUUGUAUUAUUAUUCGCAAAUUUGUCUUGCGAUGGAAUAUUUACAUUCCCGCCACAUUCUUCACCGCGACAUUAAAACAAUGAACGUGUUUCUCAUGAAAAACGGUUCUGUCAAACUAGGAGACUUUGGCAUCUCAACUGUCUUGCGCAACACGAUGGGAAUGGCAAACACUGUCUGCGGCACACCGUACUAUUUCUCGCCUGAGAUAUGUCGCAACAAACCGUACAAUAACAAGUCAGAUGUGUGGGCGCUGGGUGUGCUGCUGUAUGAAAUGGCCACCGGAAAACACCCCUUUGACGGCAGUAGUAUGCAGCAACUGAUGCAGCGCAUUGUAAGAGGCACCUAUGCACCACUGCCGUCACAUUUCUCAUCGGAGUUCCGCAAAGUGGUAGAGUGGUGCCUGCAGAAGGAUCCUUCACGACGGCCCAGUAUCAAGCAGACGCUUGCACUUCCUAUUGUACGACGCUCGCUCGAGCAGCUAGAAGAAAACCUGAUGCUUGCCACUCAGUGCAAGGUGCGGCUGAAAGACAUCAUAGAUUUUGAGGUAGGGGGGGAGCAGAAUGGAAACAACAACAACCAGAGCCCUGCGGCGGCGGGACCGGUGAAGCGGGGGAGGGAAGAACAAGGGUGUGCCUCACCGUACGCAAAACCACAAGUGAUGUCCCCCGGGAAAGCGGCGGCGAUGGCAGUGGCAAAUCAGCAACACGUGCUUCAACGGUCACCACAGCGAUCUCCGCAAUCCCUCUCGCCGGGUGCGGAGGCCGCAGUAGGACUCCUCGCACAACGCCCUGUAGGCAAUCAUGCGCUUCUCGGCCCAAAGCCGAGUGCGUCGCCUGCGCCUGUGGACCACAACCGGAUUCAAAACUACCGAAAGUACUUAUUGCAGCACUACCAACGAGAUGCAGUUGCGGACAAGGAUGUCUCUCCUGCUCCUGUGGUCGGCGGUAGAGGGCCCGGUGCGGCGGCUCCUCCCGAGCUUGCGCCCCAACCCGUGUCACCACCUUCUUCCCCUCGACAGCAACAACUACAAAGGCAGCAACGAAAUUUGCCACCGGCCGCCGCGGAGUAUCAAAACCAGUAUCUCAACGACGCACUUAGGCAAAAAGCUGUGGCACCUGGUGCUGGUGUUGAAGGUUUUCAGGAGAGAAUGCGGCGUAUUGAUGCCAUUAUGCAGCGGUACGCCCAAAACGUGGACCUCAAAUCACGCGAGACAAUUCACGCGUACAUGAAACGCAAACACGAUGAGUACCUGCAGAGGCAGAAGCGGGAGCAAGAACGUGUUCAGCGCCGGGAUGAACUUCGGAAGAAACAGCUUGCGAGGGUCAUUGAACAUCAAAAUUACCUCUGCCGAGUUGAUUUGCCGCCUCAACAACGACAGCAACAAAAACUGGUUCAGCAAAAGCAACAGGCAAUGCAAGUCCCUGUCCCAGCUGCCCCAGCUGCCCCAGCUGCUCCUGCGGCGGGUUCGCCACACUCGCCGCGGAAGCGGCCUCCACAAAUGUCACCACCACCACCGUCUUCGCAACAGCAACACGCUGUCUUUGGGCGUGAUCCGCGAUGUGUGCAGCGGCAGCCGAGAGAAGUGGAACCGCCUGCCCCUUUGCAACGGGCGGAUCCUGUUCGAAACAACAAUAAUGGUUCCAGGAAUCGAGAGCCAGAGCCCGUAGUGCGGAGGAAAAGAAAAGUUUUUGCGGCGAAUUCACCGCUUUUGCUUUCCCCUUCCAAGCGUUGGCAACAUCAGCCACUUGGUCCGGUUCUCCGAGACGACGUGGCGCGACAUUCUGGCCUGGCUUCUGCUGCCUCUGCCGCCGCUGCUGUUGGGUCUGCCUGCGACAAAAACAGGGACAAAAACGGCAAAGUGAACAUGAAGUUGAGCCCUACAAAGCUGGUUGCUGGAGCGGCAGGUUUGAGUCCCCCAGCAAAGGGUAAGCGGGUCGUAGAAGCCGCUACGCCUCAGCCCCAUCCAUCGGCAGCAAGAGGACCACCGCCUCCUAUGCCGCAGGAGAAGAAACAAAAACCUCAGCCAAUGCUGCGUAUCAUCUCUGCACCCGUUUUUGCUUCGCCGCUGGUGGGGGCUAAUGCCGCCCGUGAAGACGCCGGGGAGGAGAACGAGGACAACAAGAUCGGGAAAAAGUGUGUUACACCGACGCAUUUGCAAGCCCACCCACUUGUACGUCGCAGUAGUGCACCUCUGCGUCCUUCCACUGACGAUUCACAUGCGCCAUCCAUGAAUCUCUACAGUCCGUCAAAAUUAUUGGGCGAGAAACAAAUGAUUCGUCCCUUGGCUGCAGCCGGAUUCAUGCCACAAGGUGUUAUAGCUCCAUCGCAGCAGCAGCAGCAGCAGCAGCAGCAGCAUCCUCAAGACGUUCUGUCGCGAGCUGCUUCUCCUACAUCGGGAUUGGUGGUUAUGGGGGCAAAGUCGUUCUUUGUCUCCAAAGAGGACUUGGCUGUUGCUGUUGCUGCUGCUGCUGUGGAAGAGCCUCGUCAAGGCGAGCAGCGGCGUCGACAACUUUUGCAACAGGCAGAGAUGGAACUGCUGCAGAAAGAGCAACCUGGAAAAGUCGAUGAGGCAAUUUCACUCCAGGCCCCGAACACAGGGGCAGAAUUCCUCAAUAACAAUAAGAGACGAGGAAAUAUAAAUUGUCAGCCUGUGGCCAAUAAGGCACCUUCGUCCUCAGAGAUUGCGUGGACGGCGGCCAAAGGCAACCCUGUCAAUGGCAAACCACGCAAAAAAGAACGACAGCCCCCACUGUCCCUAGCUCCACUACAAAUACGGCUAAUGCAGCCAAGUUUCCCGCAGAGCAACUCCCCCACGUCAUCCUCCUCGCCGUUCAAGCUCAGUGGGGCAUUGCCUCCAACUGGUGCUCGGCCUCUGAGUGGGAAGCAGCCCUUGUCACGAGGUUCUGGCUGCAGUGCGUCAUCGUCCCAACUUGGAAUUGGGCAAAUGCCAGCUGUUCUCGGCGUCAAGAUGCCUUCACAUGCACGUGAACCCGCAGCAGUAGCAUCAUCGGGGGCAGGUUGUGAGGGAUCGUGCCCUAAAAACCUCACUAUGGAUGGUCCUCCAGUUCUUCUUGAUAUUGAUUACAGCUUCUGUUCUAUGGCCCAAGACGACGCUGCAAAGCCGUCUCCGACGGCGGAAGGUGGCGUGGCAGCUCUUUUUCCCUCAAUUGCGGAUGCGGGGUCGGAGCAGCAUGAUGUAUUGCAGCAGUGGAGAAAUGUUGCGGAAAGCCACGAGGGUCACAAACUUCCGCACCGAGCCAAUUUUAUUCACAUGCAGACAGGUGCAACGAAAAAAGUUUUUGCUGAGGGCGACGAUGUUCUCGCGGCCUUUCAAAAGGCAAAUGGCACAUCUCCGAGUAUUCCUAGCACGCUGGAGGUGCUGCGAACACUUUGCGGUUGCGAGGCGGAGGGAAAUGUGGAUGACGUGGAUCAAGCCCCUGGCGUCUCUCUAACGCUACUGAAACAGAAACAGCAGAGGAAACAAGAACUCGCCCCAGUUGAGAGUCAGCCUGGCACGAGAUCGUUGGGUCUGCCGUUACCACUUUGCACCGAAGGCGCCGGAGAGCAACGCCAAGGCGGGUCCUCCUCACCGACACCGCAGCCCUCGUCGAGGGCAAACAGCCAAGAAAACAUAAUUUCCUCUUCUUCUGAGGUGAGUCACCGGGAUUUGUUGGCGCAGGAGGAGAGUACGGCUCUGUUGGCGCUCUUGGACACCAACAACGAGGCUCGGAGAAGUCAUGACCCAGAUCACGUCAAUAGUAGCACUACUUCCACCGAUCAUCAAAACGAACACUCGCUUGAGGGCUACCUGGCAAUGCUCGAUCACUUGAGGGGUAUUCUCUACCGUCGAGCACCGCCCUUGAAAAAGUUAGCUGCUGCCGAAAAAGAAGACGAACAACGAAAGAAAAGGGAACACCAAAAGGAGGAUGACGAAAUGGAGCAGCUGGAAAAUGUGUCUACCUCGUCUCUGGAGGGAAUGAAGGAAAGCCCUCCUGCACCGUUGGAGAUGGAGAUGAUUUCCAUGACGCUAGUAGAUGAUUUGCCGACACCGCAUGAACUGCUGGUGACAGCGGCGGCACACAUGCCGCAUAAGCAACCGCGUCAUCAAGUUUCGCCCCCACUGGCUAGCGGUGAGGGGAAGCAACCUCCACCUGCGGGUCUUGAAGCAGAUGAGGAGGACUACGACAAUAGUGCCGAGGAUGAAAGCUGUGAAGAGGACAAUGAUGAUGAUGAUUUCGAAGACGCUAUCCCUCUUCUACCGCAGCCUUGCGCAGCGGUAAGUGACAUGUAUCAACGUAUUCUUGAUAGCGCAUAUUGUUUGCCGGAACUUUUUCCCAGUCAGGAGGUCCAAGGUGAGGCUGGAGUAAAUAGCGGCCAUGCGUCAGCGAGUGGCGUAAAACCGUGGGAUGCAGGAGAAAAAGGUAGUGGUGAGGUUAUUGACAACGUUUCAUUUCUGCAUCCUAGUUCUGCCGAGGUAGAGCAUGACACCGACGGCGGCUGUACAGUGGCUGCUUUGCACUCUGUCCAAGAGACUCUUGCCGUGAAGGCGAAAGAAAAAAAUGGAGCAACCAUGUGA